AUGAGACUAUCUUUCAUCUUAGUCUUCAUUACUCUCGGGGCAGUCCCCAGCCAAGGGCAUUACGUGCCACCGAUCGACCAUGAAAAUAAAGACAAACAGGACCUAGGGUGUCUUGUUGAAGAUAUACAGGCAAAGGUUUUCAAGUUCCUUGAUAAUAGGGAAGCUGAACUUCAUGCGAGAAAUGAGAGUACUCAAUGCACAACAAAGAAUAUUGUGUUUCGCCGCGAAUACGGAUCUCUUACCGAGGCCGAAAGAUUAGACUACAUCAACGCUGUGAAGUGUCUUCGGAAGUUACCGCCACGAUCUCCCGCAAGUCUGGUGCCUGGAGCGAGGUCUCGAUAUGACGACUUCGUUGCGGCUCACAUCCAGCAAACACUGUCUAUUCACCUCACUGGAAAUUUUCUACCAUGGCAUCGCUGGCUGAUACAUGAAUAUGAGCGUGCAUUGCGGGAGGAAUGUGGCUACAAGGGUUACCAACCUUACUGGGACUGGCCCAAAUAUUCCUCAGCGCCAGAAAAAUCUCCCAUAUUUAACGGUGAUCCCUAUAGCCUGGGAGGGAAUGGAGAUUUUGUCCCUCACGAUGGACGUAUCCGCCAGUCACCAAAUGACCUCCCUAUCGCCGGAGUCGGGAUGUGGGUGCCUCCCGGCCUUGGAGGCGGCUUUGUUACCAAAGGGCCAUUCGCUAAUAUGACAAUCAAUCUUGGCCCGCGCGAUAGCGUGGCGUAUAAUCCUCGACGUCUCAAGCGAGAUGUCGGCUCGACUUAUAACACUCGAUUCGCUAACUAUACAACUGUUUUAAACAUUUUGCGGCAGCCAAAUAUCGAAGAGUUUCGGUAUCAACUAGAAGGCGUGCCUUACAGCAAUGAGAUUGUCGGGCCGCACAUCGCUGGACACAUUACUAUUGGCGGCGAUCCUGGAGGUGACAUAUAUGCCUCCCCUGGCGAUCCAGCAUUCUAUGUGCACCACGCAAUGGUAGACCGGAUAUGGACUCUAUGGCAAGCGGUUGAUCCUGAAUCACGGCAUAAGAAGCUAGGGGGCAGGGAAUAUGGUCACAUCACCUGGGCAAACACGCCCCCUUCGAGGGAGACGAAGCUGGGUGACAAUAUCGACUUGGGCCAGUCGGUACAUGAUGAUGUAAACACAGGCAAAGUUGUCCCAAGUGGCAAUGUUCUGGAGAUAUCCCCGGAGCUUUUAUUCAGAAGUGUGGACAAUGUCGAAACUGCCCGCGUAAUAAACCUGCUUCUCGAGCUACGAGAUGAUAGCUAA
Molecule: messenger RNA, 1266 nt
Organism: Trichoderma gamsii
Lineage: Eukaryota; Fungi; Ascomycota; Sordariomycetes; Hypocreales; Hypocreaceae
Exons: 8
Coding region: 1-1266 (421 amino acids)
Molecular function (GO): oxidoreductase activity
Source: RefSeq, a predicted model, not a curated record